Dichotomopilus funicola is the source of this 1875-nucleotide messenger RNA. Its product is annotated as D-isomer specific 2-hydroxyacid dehydrogenase. The record is from RefSeq and is a predicted model, not a curated record. Bases 1 to 1875 code for a protein of 624 amino acids. The transcript is spliced from 3 exons. Gene Ontology annotation, molecular function: NAD binding. NCBI's taxonomy places the organism in Eukaryota, Fungi, Ascomycota, Sordariomycetes, Sordariales, Chaetomiaceae.
AUGAGUCAACCCCUCGUAUCGAGCUUGACCGAGUCUGCCGUCCGGCUGGACCCACGGGACUCGCGGGAAUAUGCGGGCAACCAGGAGGAUUCGCCGCUGUACGACAUCUGCGAGCACCCAGAGCAACAUGACAAUGUGCGGGACUAUGACGGCGAGAUUGUCGUCGUUGAUGAUGCCAACGCUAAGUCCCCCGGCCAUGUCAUCAUCAUGCCUCGCGACACCUCCAUCAAGGAGAUCGCCAACUUAACCACCCAACACCUGCCCCUCCUCUACCGCUUCCGGGCCCGUGCCCGAUCGGAAAUCCACCGUAUGCUUCGAGAAGACCCCAACCGCAUCCCACUCUUCAUGACCGGCUUCCACACCAUCCCCAGCCUCUUCCCCUUGCACCUCCACGUCCAGGACUGGUCCCUCAGCACCAACAAGAUGUUCCACCCGCGCCACUGGAAAGUCCCCUUCUCCAACAUGUUCAUCUCUCUCGAGCACGUCAUCGCCGAGAUCGAACGCACAGGCCACAUCACCAUCGACGCAGACGCUUACCGCGAAGAAUGGGCAUCCAAACCCAUCCGCUGCCCUGUCUGCCCCGGGCCCCAGCCCCAAUGGGAAUCCCUGGACAUCAGCGAACUCGCCAACCACUGGCGCGAUCAUAUCGCUCACUGGAAAUCCACCUCCACUCUUCCACUAGGAAAACACCCUACUACCGGCCUCUGGACCCCAACCUUCCCGGUCAUCCUCACUACAAAGCGCCGUGGCGGUAUGAUCGGUUUCCCUUCCUCUUCCUCCAACAAAUCCCAGGAACUCCCUCCCCAACUCGCCCACCUCCAAACCCUCUACCCCUCUCUCGAAAUCCACUCUUACCACACCGACGACUGGCCCAAAAUCCCCAAAUACAUCCUUAACAAAACCACCAUCUACCUCUCCACCACCGAACUCCCCCCACCACAAAUCCACCUCCCCCGUCUCCAAUGGAUCCACCUCGCCUCUUCUGGCCUCGACCUCCUCAACAUCCCGGCCAACAACACCCUCUACAACCACCGCCCGGGCCUCCACCUCACCUCCAGCACGGGAGCCGGGUCAGCGGCGUUGGCUGAGUGGGCUGUUAUGAACACGAUGCUGCUCUCCCGCAACAUGCUGACUGCGUUACGCCACCAGGCGCAAAGGGAAUGGAAUCCGACGGGGUUGAUGGGGUAUCGAACUUUGAGUGAACUCGCCGUGGGCGUGAUAGGGUUCGGAUCGAUUGGCCAGAGCGUGGCAGAGCGGUUUCUGGGUAUGGGGUGUACUUCCGUCUCGGCGUUAAACCCAGCCGGGUUACCACCACCUUCUUCCCGGGGUACUGCUAUGGAGCAAAAAGUCCAAGUCAUCCGCGCCACCAGCCCUGAAGCGUUACACGCCUUCCUCCAGAAACAAGACAUUGUGGUGUUGGCAGCCCCCGUCACGCAGGAAACAGUCGGCUUGCUCGGCGCGGCAGAGUUUGCGGCUAUGAAGGAGGGCGCGCUGGUGGUGAAUGUUGCGCGGGGCCCAUUGAUUGAUGAAGAGGCGUUGGUGAAAUUCCUGCGGAAUGGGCAUUUAGGGGGCGCGGCGUUGGAUGUGGCGGUGGAGGAACCGCUGGGGAAGGACUCGCCGUUGUGGGGGUUGGAGAAUGUCAUUAUUACGCCGCAUGUGGCGGUUAUGCAUGGGAAGUACAACGACAACAUGCUCUCCAUCUUCGAGGAAAACGUCCGCGCCCACCUUGACGGCCGGCCCAAGAGGAACAUGGCCUCACUGCCAGUGGUAUUUCCUGAUCUGCCCAAAUCCUAUAAGCCGCCCACAUUUACCCCAGCGGCUCCGGCCCCCACUCGAACGCCCAACGUCGUUUAUGCUGUCCGUGAGCGGCAGUAA